AUGCUUUUCAGGAUUCUGGUUGGGAGCUUGUUAGGUGGGCACAGCCCAACAUGGUCUCUCGAUACUUAUCAGAUAUUUCGAUUGCUUGUGACCUGUAGAAAGGCUCUUCAGAUUUUAGCUGUAGCUUCUAGCAAAGAUAAUGUGGAUGGAAGUCAAUCUCCACUUUGCUUGUUUCCUUUGCCAUGGCUUCUAAAAUCAUUGUCAGUGGCAAUUAAUAAGUUUCAACAUGCAUUCCCUAAAGAUGUAGCUUUUGAAGCUAGAGCUGCACUUUUCUCAUUUUUGGAUUACACAUCUCAUGUGUUGCUGUUGGUGACUAAAAACCAAUACGAACAUGCAAUUAGCUCUGUUGUAUCUGUUAGGUAUUCCCACACAAAAAGAGAUAAAGCAGAUCAUGGCAGUCGCUACUUGCUGAAUCGGGGGAAUUUUCGCUAGAAGGAUUGGUAGGAGGUGGCCGACGCUGUCAACAUGCGCCACGGCCACACGAAGAAGACACGCCACACCGACGUCCGGUGUAAGAACCAGAUUGAUACUCUGAAGAAGAAGUACAAGACGGAGAGGGCGAAGAUCACUUGCUCCAAUAGAGCCCUAUCAUCAUCGUGGUCGUUUUUCCAGCAACUGGAGCUUUUAAUCGGAUCUAUAUUCCAGAGUCAUCAGAAUAAGGUCGCUUCGUCGGGGUCGGGGACGGCGACGGUGACGGUGACCGGUAUGCCAUUUCAGUCACCGCAAUCCACGCUACCAAUGUCCCUGCCUUCACCGCCGAUGGCCGUACCUCUGCCUUGCCAGAAGCCGUUGACGCCAGCGAUGAUUACGCUGAUGCUUUUGCCUCAGAAGCGCCCCACACCGUCAUCGGUGGUUGAUAAGUCGUACUUCUGGAGGAAUUACUCAGCGAUGUCUGCUGCAGUAGCAGCGGAGGCGGAUGAGGACGAUGUGGAAUCGGAUGGGGAGGAAGGUGAGGCCUGA
This is a messenger RNA of Salvia miltiorrhiza (redroot sage), 960 nucleotides long. RefSeq lists its product as uncharacterized. Lineage: Eukaryota; Viridiplantae; Streptophyta; Magnoliopsida; Lamiales; Lamiaceae. The record is from RefSeq and is a predicted model, not a curated record. Gene Ontology annotation, cellular component: nucleus. The transcript is spliced from 2 exons. Gene Ontology annotation, molecular function: transcription cis-regulatory region binding.